This is a messenger RNA of Phragmites australis (common reed), 2761 nucleotides long. RefSeq names its product protein NRT1/ PTR FAMILY 8.3-like. The record is from RefSeq and is a predicted model, not a curated record. Gene Ontology annotation, molecular function: transmembrane transporter activity. The coding region runs from base 769 to 2475 and encodes 568 amino acids. The transcript has 5 exons. Gene Ontology annotation, cellular component: membrane. Lineage: Eukaryota; Viridiplantae; Streptophyta; Magnoliopsida; Poales; Poaceae. Gene Ontology annotation, biological process: transmembrane transport.
CGCAACGAUGGUGGGUAACGGCACAAGGAUGCUUCUGGAUCUCAAGAGAUUGAGAGGGUUUUAGUGAGUGGGGCUCAUAUGGGUGAUUUUUGUGUGUUGAUGGAGCGACCACACCGAAGGACUCGAAAUCUAGUCUUUAUCAAUAAAAUAAAAGAGGAGCUGUUCCACGUUGGUGAUAUGUUUCUUUCCUUGGAAGAUUGCGGAUCUUCUUGUGAGAUUUAUUUAUUAAUCAAUGAGGAAGGUAGUUGGUCUGGUGAUGGGAGUGAAGUUCGGUUUGGUAGCAGACGAGGUCGCCCCAACCCGAUGGAAAGAAACGAUGCUUACGAUGGAUGGGAUUCCAAUUCGAUCCCCUUCCCUUGAAUCUUGAUGUGUCCUGUUCAUCCAUUCACACGUGACGUGAUAUUUUCUUGCUGGUUUGGUUUGAGGUUGGUGCAGCUCGAGCUCGAGCAGUCAGUUGCUGCAGUGCUGCGAAUUGACCGCCGGAGACGACGCAAGCAAUGAGGCCAGCAGGCCGGCCGGACCCACGUGUCAGUAUCAGCCACUCCUCCUCCAGUCCGCGUCGUCUUCUUCUUCCUCCAUAGCCGUCGAGUUGCUUGGGGUGAUGGUGCACGUGGUCAAUCAAAUCGAUCGGGCAGAGAUCGAGUAGUGGAAGGAGGUCAUGCUCGGCGAGGCCAAUUAAUUAGUAGCUGAUAUACCACUCUCCUUAGGCGGAGGAGGAGGACCUGCGAUUCAUUGAGGAGGAGGAGGAGCUUAGGCGGCGGCGGCGCCAUGGACGCGGAGAGAGGAGAUGCCCAGUUGCCCCUGCUGGAUCACCCGAACCAGCUGCAGCCGCAGGUUUCCUCAGCAAAUCAGCACUUUAGCAAGCCCUUCAGCUGGAAGGCUCCUGCCAUUGUUUUGGCCUUUGAAUUCUUGGAGAGCAUUGCUUACUCCGGGAUCGCACUCAACUUGGUCGUCUAUCUUGGAACAGUCCUCCAUGGAAGUACUGCUUCCAAUGCAGCAAAUGUUGAUGCAUGGAAUGGUGCCACGUUUCUUACACCUGUUCUUGGAGCCUUUCUUGCUGAUACAUACUGGGGAAAAUACAAGACCAUAGCUAUCUCUAUAGUAUUCUAUGUUGUUGGAUUGCUCGUAAUUACCGCAUCUGCUGUCAUUCCAUCCCUACGGCCUGCCUCAUGUGAAGGAACUUCUUGCCCUCCUGCAACAGGGUUUCAAUAUUUUGCGCUCUUUGCUUCAUUGUACCUUGUUUCGCUUGGUACUGGGGGCGUCAAGUCAGCUUUACUUCCCUUCGGAGCGGACCAAUACAAUGAUUCUAACCUCGAAGAGAGUAAAAAGAAGCAAUUGUUCUUCAGCUGGUUCUUCAUUGCUGUCAACCUUGGAGUGUUCAUCUCGGGCACUGUUCUUGUCUGGAUACAGCAAAAUGUUGCUUGGUCUCUUGGAUUUGGCAUCUCAUUGAUAUGCCUUGUUAUCGCCACAGUUGCCUUUUUUGUUGGAACACCAGUCUACAGGGUCCAACUUCCAACUGGGAGCCCACUGAAAAGUAUUAUAAUGGUAUGUGUUGCCUCUUUUAAGAAGCGAAAAGUGGCGGUUCCUGCUGAUAGCACACUAUUGUUUCAAGGGGAUGGCAUUGAAUUGAGCAACACAGUGCCAAACAAAUUAGCACACACCGAUGAAUUCAGGUGCUUAGAUAAGGCUGCUGUAAUUUUAGAGGACCAAGACAUAAAGGAUAUCUGUCGUCCAUGGCCAUUAUGUACAGUAACUCAGGUGGAGGAAGUGAAGAUUCUGCUCCGGAUGCUUCCAAUAUGGUUCACCGGUGUCUUGUAUUCAGCUGCAAUGUGCCAAACUGCUACCACGUUCAUUCAACAGGGGAAUGCAAUGAACACCAAGAUCGGAUCCUUCUCUGUGCCUGCUGCGUCUCUGAACUCUGCCGAGGUAAUCUUUAUGAUGGUUUGGGUUGCGUUCCAGGACAGCAUUGUGAUCCCAAUAGCCAGAAGAUACACUGGAAAUCCUGCAGGACUUACGCUACUGCAGCGGAUGGGUAUUGGCCGGUUUCUAGCGAUUCCAGCAUUGGGAGCAGCUGCACUGGUUGAGAUGUGGAGAUUGCGCAGUGUGAAGGCUGGCCAAAAUUUAAGCAUAGGGUGGCAACUCCCACAGUUUGUGAUCCUGGCCUGCUCUGAUGUAUUCUGCGGCAUAGCGCAGCUUGAGUUCUUCUACUCCGAGGCCCCGGCGUCGAUGCGUAGCUUGUGCUCGGCAUUCCAAUUCCUUGCAAUGUCACUGGCUUACUACGUGAACACACUCCUCAUCUCGAUCAUCGCUGUUGUGACUAAGAUGUGGGGUGGGCAGGGCUGGCUUCCUGCUGAUGUGAACGAUGGUCACCUCGACUAUUACUUUUGGUUGUGGACGGUGAUCAGCGUGGUGAACUAUGUUGUAUACACGGCGUUUGCAAAGAAUUAUACAGUCAAGAAGGUCGUCCCCCAGUAAAUGAUGCUCCUGCUCUGGCUCAAUAAGCUCUCUCUGUGUCCAUCCUCUAGGCUGUAGUAUUCUUCUGAACUGUGCUACUGCUCCAGGACCAAUAUUAUUUAUUGAGGUGUAUGUAAGCAAGUAAAGACCACCAAAGUUCGUUUCUUUCUGUUCUGUUCAUUUGAAUAAAAGUGCCUCUGGACUAGAGUGAUUCUUCGUAAUGUUCUCUUUCUCAAUGCUUAUAAACAUCGCCAAAAACAUGUUAUGUGCAUGCAGAUUGAUUGAAAUGAUGUGUUGGUGUUCGUUC